UAAGUUAUUUUCCUUUCUCUGCCUUCUCACGGGACCUGUCUUUGUAGAUAAUAGCUGACAGUCACUUAUUUAACACCUUGAGAAAUUCUUGAAGUACACACUGAGCUCCACCCAUCAUCAGGAACCACCUCCCCGUUCUCUUCCAGUGCACCUACAGCAUAAAUAUGCUUGAAAACCAGCUCAUGUUAAGCUUUGGAGCCCGAUAACAGCAGAGACUUCUCUGUUAAAAGCAACACACAGAAACAGGAUGAGCUGUGGAGGAUGGUCAGGGCCAAAACCCGCAGAUGGGGAUGUGUGCAUGCUUACUAAAUGGAUGUGGAACCAAUCAGAGAGAAAAACAGACAGAAGGUACAAGGAAUUCAAUGCAGUUGAAUACCGGUCACAGGUUGUGGCAGGGUAUAACUAUGUCAUCAAGGUUCAGGUUGGAGGAAAUGACUAUGUUCAUCUGAUGAUCUUCCAAAGCCUUGUGCAUGACGACAAAAUUACAAUAGAAUUUCUAGGAGUGCGUGGUGGCUACAAACGAGAAGAUCCUCUUGUACCAUUCUAGAUAACCAGCAAAAGUGAAAACGACCUGAGGCCUAUUUCACAAAAGCAUCCCCAGAUUUCUACAAAAGACCAUAAGGUCGAUCACAGAUUCACUGAUGGCACAAUGGAUCAGUUGCAUGCGCCAAUCUUCAAACAACAUCUUUUGAUGGAGCCUUAUGAGAAAUUUAAGCGCAUCAGGCUCAAGAAAGGAAACACUGCUGCUAUUAUUAAAGUAAAACACAUUUGUUUGGAGCUAUUUCUGUUGCAAAAGAAAAAAAACGUUUAACCAUUUUCUCUGAUCUAUCCAAUUCUGACUCUAGAGGGCGCUGUUUCGCUGACUCUUCCAUAACUCCUGAAGCAGUCGAGCGGUACAAGGGAUGAACCUUUUUCAGCAGUCUUUGCAAAAACAAUGUUCAACUCAUAUCAGAUUUUAUUAGUGGCAUUAAUUAUUAAUACACAUAUUGUUUGAAUUGAAAACACUAAAUAUAGACAAAACAAAUUGAAAGAAGUUAAUGUAGGAUAUCUGACAUUCAAUGAAA
Molecule: messenger RNA, 1064 nt
Organism: Fundulus heteroclitus (mummichog)
Lineage: Eukaryota; Metazoa; Chordata; Actinopteri; Cyprinodontiformes; Fundulidae
Product: leukocyte cysteine proteinase inhibitor 1-like
Exons: 3
Coding region: 248-547 (99 amino acids)
Cellular component (GO): cytosol
Molecular function (GO): cysteine-type endopeptidase inhibitor activity
Source: RefSeq, a predicted model, not a curated record